This is a messenger RNA of Serendipita indica DSM 11827, 732 nucleotides long. The record is from the annotation of a GenBank genome assembly. Lineage: Eukaryota; Fungi; Basidiomycota; Agaricomycetes; Sebacinales; Serendipitaceae.
AUGAAGAGUCGCCAUCCAGUGUGGUAUUUUGAAGAUGGAAACUGCAUAUUUCUUGUCGACAACGUCUUGUUCAACCUACAUCGCUUUGUCCUCACCAGAAACAGCGCCGUCUUUGGUGCUCUCUUUCAGCUCCCCCCGCCCCAGCGACUCCGCGUCCACGCAAAACGAGCUCAGCUUGGUGAAGAGAGCGUUCCCGAGGGAGUCGACGACACGAGACCGAUUGUUCUCAACGGCGUCUCGCUCGUAGACUUUGAGGCCUUUCUCAGUUUACUCUACCUGCCAAUCUAUGAAUCUGAUGAACACUUUUCAUUGGCUCAAUGGAUCUCCAUCUUGGAAGUGGCCACUCGCUGGGAUUUCACGGCCAUCCGACAGCAUGCAGUGACCAGGCUGGAGGGGUUCGCUCAAGAAGACAUGACGCCUGUUUUACGGAUUUCACUCGCUCGCAGGUAUCAUCUCCGAGGGCCGUCCUGGCAGCUACGUCCCCUCACGGCACUCGUGACUCGCAAGGAAUACCUCUCAAUAGAAGAAGCCCAACUUGUCGGCCUCGAGACUGCGAUUCUUAUCGCUCGUGCUCGAGAGGAAGUGCGUAACGUGAUUGAAGUGGAAGAAGACUUUUGCGACUGCUGUGAGCGAUGCGGAAAGACAAGCCUCUUGGAAGAAAACGACGUAGAGGAUGUGAUUGCAGACAUUCUUGGUCUUGGGAGCUCGAUGGAUUGCUACUCAAGAGACUGA